GCGGCGCCCACGGAGUAACUUAGUAGUUGAAGCUCUCAUUCAAAUAUCGGCCGAAACGCACAGUGAUAAUGAAAUUUUCUUAAAAUAUAAUGUCUCGACUUGUGCUUGUUGGAUUGCGUUCAAAACGGGUUGUGUUCCCGCACAGGGCUUGGCUCUGUGCCUCAGCUCUUCCAUGUGCCGGACCAUUCAACAUUCAAACUGUGAAUAGUUCUACCCAUACAUCACUGUAUGAAACACUAUUUUAUAAAGACUCACCUCCAGUUUGGUUUGCCCAACAAGUACUUGAAACAGGACACGAUUUCACCAAUCUGCCAUGGUGGGCUUCUAUAAUAUUAACCACUUUUGCAUUACGAACUGCGGUGACGCUACCAUUUGCUGUUUAUCAGCAUUACAUCUUUGCCAGAUUGGAACUUUUACAGCCACAGAUUGCGCAAUAUGGAAGGCAGCUACAGGUCUAUGUCAAACAGAAAGAAGUUGAUGAAAAUUGGGGAAAAAAUAAAUCAAGAGUUUAUUUCAAAAUGCAGAUGAAGAAAGUUGUGACUGCGUUGUAUAUUCGUGAUAACAUCCAUCCAUUUAAAGCUAGCCUUCUACUCUGGGUUCAGCUACCUAUGUGGGUAUUCAUAUCAUUUGCAUUGAGAAAUAUGACUGGUGCAUUUCCUGGAAAAGUAGCCCAAGAAUUUGGCCCUUUGGUACCAUCUAUGGCCACUGAGGGCGCUCUUUGGUUUCCAGAUUUAACCUUACCUGAUCCCUUUGUGAUAUUACCAAUCAUUCUUGGAUUGAGUAAUUUACUGGUGAUUGAGAUGCAUGCAUUGAGAUCUACAAAACCAACCAAAUGGCAAGGAAGAAUUACAAACCUCUUCCGCUUUUUCUCAGUUGCUAUGGUACCAUUAGCUGCAUAUCUACCUACAGGCAUGUCUCUGUAUUGGGCAUCAUCGAGUGUAUAUGGACUUGGACAGAACUUACUACUAAAGUCGCCCAAAAUGAGACGAAUUUUUCAGCUUCCACAUGUACCAAGCGAAAGCACCACACCAUACAAGGAUAUGAUGAAGCUGGCAAAAAUAAAGUUCCUGCGACAGUCUGAAAGUAAAUGAUUGCUGGGACAUGCAUGAAGAAUCUGCCGAUGUCCAUUUAAGUUAACUUCUGACAUUUCAUUCACAUUAUUAUAAUAAAGGUUCUUUAAUCACAAGUU
Messenger RNA from Saccoglossus kowalevskii, 1189 nucleotides. Its product is annotated as cytochrome c oxidase assembly protein COX18, mitochondrial-like. Lineage: Eukaryota; Metazoa; Hemichordata; Enteropneusta; Harrimaniidae. The record is from RefSeq and is a predicted model, not a curated record. Gene Ontology annotation, molecular function: membrane insertase activity. Gene Ontology annotation, cellular component: mitochondrial inner membrane. Gene Ontology annotation, biological process: mitochondrial respiratory chain complex IV assembly; protein insertion into mitochondrial inner membrane from matrix.